Molecule: messenger RNA, 204 nt
Organism: Macrosiphum euphorbiae (potato aphid)
Lineage: Eukaryota; Metazoa; Arthropoda; Insecta; Hemiptera; Aphididae
Source: the annotation of a GenBank genome assembly
AUGUUGCCGGUGAUGGUCAGCACCAUGCACACGCCGAUGACCAGCACGAUGAUGACCUUUUGCCAGGACUCGAAUGGAGACAGCACCGGCGUCAGGUCUGCGUGUGCCACCACCGCUGUGGUCCAGUUGGUGCCGGAUCCCGAAGCGCCGCCUGUCGUGCCGUUGUCGACGGCCACUGCGACCGAACCGUUGACGACAGUUUGA